UUCUUUUGUUAUUUCAUUUUAAUCACGAGGAAGAAAGUUUUCUUUACGUUUCUGAUCUCGGAGGAAUAGUGAAGGGGGAAACACCAAGGCCAAGAGCCGAAAGCUGGCGGUCGAUUUUUGGGGGGCUGACCCCAUGAACAAGUUUCUCUUCUAGGGUUGUUUUAUUCUUAUCUUCUUGUUGGUGGGUUUUGGCUUUAAUUGAGGGGAAAAAUAAAAAAGAAAAAAAUAGGGUAGGAUUUUGGAGGAGAUGGCUCCAGGGCGUAAGCGUGGAGCGAAAGGCGUGAAAACGAAGACGGAGUUGAGUUUGGGUGAUCUCGUGCUCGCCAAGGUCAAGGGUUUUCCUGCUUGGCCUGCCAAGAUUAGCAGGCCUGAAGACUGGAAGCAUGCACCUGACCCUAAGAAGUUUUUCGUCCAUUUUUUUGGUACAAAUGAAAUAGCUUUUGUCGCUCCUGCCGAUAUCCAGGCAUUCACUAGUGAAAUAAAAAAUAAGUUGUCUGCUCGAUGUCAGGGUAAGUCAGCCGGAAACUUUGUCCAAGCAGUGAAGGAAAUUUCUGAAGAAUUUGAUGUGUUGCAGCGAAUUAAGUUAAGUGGUACAAGAGAAGAUAAUAAUGCAGAAAAUAUAGCCUCUGAGGCACAUUCUGCUGAUCCAGUAGAAGAUGAUGCUUUAGAAGUUAGCGCAGAUGAUGAAAUCGAUAGGGAAGAACCAAAAUGCAAAUUGGAGAUCAAUGGGUUGAGUGAUCAGGGCUCUGGAAUUGGGCGUGCACAAAGAAAAGGUGAAAUGGAUUUUCAAGAUGUAAAACCUUGCUCGUCACAUGACAUUGAUCGUAGUCCACCUCCAUAUAUAUCUCCCGGAAAGAAGAGCAAGCUUUCUGCAAACCCUUCUAAUCUUCGGAAAAACUCUGUUUUAGGAUCUACCCCAUCUCGUCAUGCCUCUGUGAAGGAGGAAGCUUCUCAUAAAGUCAAAGCUGAAGGUGGAUGCUCUGAUGGUGGCCGGAGUGAAUUUGCUGAUAGUCGCAAGUCAAAGCUGUCAAAGGGGUUAAAGAGGAAGCAGGAAGAACUGCUAAGAAAUAGUGGUUCGAUUAAAUCUCCAGAAAAUGCUGGAGAUGGGAUGCAAAUAAAAUAUGCUUCGGGCGGUAACAUGAAGGUGUCAUCUGCUGAUAAUUCAAGGUUAGGCUCAGAUCUUGGCGGUAGUACGAAGGUGAAAAAGUUGCUGAAAGAGAAGAAGCGUCCUAUGGCAGUAGAUAGUCGAUUGGAUAGUUCGGAGGAGCAUUACGAAGUUAACCCCAGUAAAAAGAUGAAGCUCCAACGCGACCAUGGUAAACUAACAUCUCGGACAAUUGAAGCCCCAUCUCCUGCCCAAAUAUCAAAAUCUGCUGAUACAGUGGACGGUGCUCAGAUGUUAAGAGCUAAAACAAGCAGGAAGGCUGACCUUAUCAGUCCUGUUGAUCAGUACACCAAACUGGAUAAACCAAAGUCUAAACAGUUGGCAUCAGGUGGGAAUGUAGAGAAUCAUCAUCCCUCUAGAGUGGAUACAAUUAAUAACCUACCAAACCAAUCUGCUGCAGAAGAUGAUCCCGGUUUGGCAAAGCGUGAUUCUCUGGCAGAAGGAAUGGUGGCCACUUCUGCUUUGAUUUCUGAAAAUUUAAAUGGAGAUUCUGCAUCUAAUAAAAAUGGCUCGGGGAAUCCUAACAAAGUUCGAUCUUCAGGCAUGCAGCUGCCAAAAAAGCGGAGAGCUGUCCGCAUAUGUGAUGAUGAUGAUGAUGAAUUGCCUAAAACACCAGUUCAUGGAGGAGUUCCCCAGGGCCAAAAGAUUUCUGCUAAUCCUCUCAUAUCAGAGUCGAAAAACAAAACUGUCAAGCGUGAUGAGGGUUAUGCAAAAGAUCGACCCGUCCUUAGAAAUUCAGGAAUAAUUGAUGAUGCCUUAAAAAAAAGAGCACUAUCUUCUAGGUUGCCAAACAAAACUUCAUCACCAGUUGCUGAGAAAGGAAUCGAGAAUAGAACUAGAGAAGUAUCAGCCGAAUAUUUGUCUCCUAAUCAACGUAAGGUGGAUUCCGGAAAGAUGUCCUCCGUAGAGGCUAAAUCAGCCCUUGAUUCCUCUCAAUCUGUUAGUGUUGUCAAGCCAUUAGUAGAACCACACAAGAAGCACUUGAGCAAGACACCGGUUGUUAAUUCCCAGAAGAAAGUUCCAUCGGGAGCUAGUAGGGGUAUUGCUACAGCUGCUGAUGGAUCAUCAAUCAAGCAACCGACUAUUGAAAGAAAUAAUCCAACUUCACCUGGAGAGAAAAAAAGUACUCCACUGUCGGGUUCCCAGAUCAACGAUUCCCUUCUUUUGGUUGGGGAUCUGGAUGGUAAUGUUACUGCACUUAGUGAAAGGUCGAAUGUUGGUAGUGACUCCAAAACUAGUUUCUCGGUUAAUUCAAAAAUUUCAGACUCUGUUACAUCCAUGAAACAUCUCAUUGCUGCUGCUCAGGCGAGAAAGAAGCAAGCAAACUCUCAGAGCUCUUACUUAAAUCAUCUUCUAGUGUUUCCUGAUGCUGACAUGAGUCCAAGCCCUAAUCCUGGUACACUGCUGGUUGAAUCAAACAAACCACUCCAUUUGGAUGUGGAAAGGUUACAGCCCAAUCCUCCCUCUGAUGUUCGUCAAUUUUCAUCAGUCACUGACAAUGAGAAGGACGAACUUCAGGAGAGGAGGGUUAGUUCAGGUCGUCAAGCCACUGGAAGUUCUCUGAGUGGGGAUACUGAGGCAGCUGUUGCACGUGAUGCUUUCGAAGGAAUGAUAGAGACACUUUCAAGGACCAAAGAAAGUAUUGGUCGUGCGACUCGUCUUGCAAUUGAUUGUGCAAAGUAUGGAAUCGCCAAUGAGGUUGUUUUAGAAUCGGUCAAUUGUGAUUUUGAGUAUUAUUCGCAUCAUGAUGCAUGGAGUAGGUGUCUUAGUAUCAGGCGCAUGCCACAAAUGACUAAAAAGAAUAUUGGAUUAGUGGUAGAUGUUGUUGAACUUCUAAUCCAUAAGUUGGAAUCCGAGUCAAGCUUUCAUCGCAGAGUGGAUCUGUUUUUCCUUGUUGACUCUAUAACCCAGUGCUCUCAUAGUCAGAAAGGAAUUGCAGGGGCGUCUUACCUUCCUAUCAUCCAAACAGCUUUGCCCCGUCUCAUUCGAGCUGCUGCUCCAUCUGGGACUGGUGCUCAUGAAAAUCGCCGUCAGUGUCAUAAGGUGUUGCGAUUGUGGUUUGAGAGAAAAAUAUUUCCGGAAUCUGCUCUCCGCCGUCAUAUGGAUGAUAUUGGAGCGAUGAAUGGUGAAACGUCAACUGGUAUAUCCCAAAGGCGUCCAUCCCGAGCUGAGAGAGCUUUUGAUGAUCCGAUCAGAGAUAUAGAGGGUAUGCUCGUGGAUGAGUAUGGAAGCAAUGCUACAUUUCAAUUAUCUGGAUUGCUACCGUCUCAUUUAUUCGACGAAGAGGAGGAAAACGACGAAAAUAUUCAAACAGUGCACAAGGAAGUUCCAGACACAUCACCAUCCGAGCGUCCCCUUGUUGAUCCCGAGAAUAGUAACGUCACUCCAAGUGACCGGCGCCACUGCAUACUCGAGGAUGUCGAUGGUGAGCUCGAGAUGGAAGAUGUUUCCGCACAACCAAAGGACGAAGUCCCAUUUUCUAGAAACAGCAAAAGUUCUGAUGGGCUCUUUCCAUCAGUUUCGAUUGCUUCCGAGUUUUUACCUUCUCCCGAGGGCUCUCCACCACUGCCGCCUGGUUCUCCUCCGGCAACCCCACCUUUACCCACUUCUCCGCCACCGCCUCCACCGCCGCCACCUUCAUCCCCGCCACCAUCUCCUCCGCCUCCACCACCAUCUCCACCAUCACCGCCACCUCAGCCACCUUCAGAUCAAUAUCAGUUCCCCCCUUUGCCACCUCCGCCGCCUGUAAAUCAGCAUGUCCAUGUGGUGUCAAAUACUCAUGGGUCUCGUAUUGAUGCCCCUGUCAGAGGUGAAGUGUUUUCCCAGCAUCCGUCAUUCUUUCCUCCAUCUGCUGUCAGUAAUAAUGUGCGAGAACAUGUCGGCUAUAAUUCAUCGCAACCUGUGGAAUAUGGAAAGAGUGAUGGAGGAUAUUUGAAUACCCAAGCUCCUCCUCAACAGAGGCAACCUUUUCAACCUGGCACUGUACCUUUUGCUCAACGACCUCAUCACGAACCAUUAAGUCAACAAGCGCCUAGUCAUUUUACCUAUCCAAACACUGGCCCCCAGCAAAAUCUGUACCCCCUUUACCAGGCACCAAAUUUUUCAGACGGUGCAAGGAGAAAUGCUACUGAUGACCGUUGGCGGAUGCAAGUAAAUGAGUUCAAUCCUGAUGGUUCGCGCAGGGGGUGGACAACUGGAGGAAGGUCAUGUUCUGAUCAACCCUAUUCACAUGAAGGUUAUUUUGGACCCCCUCUGGAAAGGCCUCCCACAAAUGUUAAUUUGCAGUCCUCCGCAGCAAAUAAUCUACCAGCUGCUCCAAGCGCAGUUCAUGGUGUCCAGAUAAUGCAUAGCAGACCAGAUGUGCCUGCUGGCAAUUGGAGGCCAGCAUAAGGGAUUUUGUGAAAUUUAUUAGAUUCAUGGAAAUUUUUUAUACAAUGUCCUUUUGGAGCACAUUAUUUAAAUGCGGAACAUUCUGGACUUGUUUCUUGAAUCAGAAGGGUGUUUUGGAGAAAAUUUGAGCUUAUGAUGCUGGGAGAAUCGGCCCUAAUAAUGCUUCAACAGAUACCAUAUUUAUGUGGAUAUGAAAUUGAACAUUGAGAAGUUGUGGAGACCCUUGGCAGGAUUGUCUAUAUUAGAAUUUUUUUCCUGACAAAUGCAUCCCCCCGCACAUACUUCUAAGUGUAAGCCAUUUUUGCUUAUUAUACCGACGCUUGUAGUUAUAUUCCUAUAUCUGAUGGAAGUAAAUCUAAUCGAGGGUACAUUUCAAGUCUGUGAAUAUCAGUUUUGUGACUUUACUACUGCAUUAGCCCUUCCUGCCUCCCAUUCUUUCUUGAGUGCAUGUGAUUAUUCCUUUUCUGCUUUGCUUUGGCUGCCAUGUCAUCUGGUUGGGUAAUUGUUCGAAACUUUCAAACAUUUAAAAAUUUUAUGAUUUACCUUAUGAGAGAAUUCCUGCUUGUUAAUUGUGUUAAGUGCAUUUGAAAAUUUGUUCCUAUCUGAAUGUGUGUGUGUGUGCGCGCGCGC
Striga asiatica is the source of this 5185-nucleotide messenger RNA. The record is from the annotation of a GenBank genome assembly. NCBI's taxonomy places the organism in Eukaryota, Viridiplantae, Streptophyta, Magnoliopsida, Lamiales, Orobanchaceae.